This is a messenger RNA of Emiliania huxleyi CCMP1516, 1335 nucleotides long. RefSeq lists its product as hypothetical. The transcript has a single exon. The record is from RefSeq and is a predicted model, not a curated record. The annotation marks the transcript as partial. Lineage: Eukaryota; Haptophyta; Isochrysidales; Noelaerhabdaceae.
GGCGACGCCGCCUCGGCGCCGCCGGCGACGGUCCUCGUCUUCCUGACGACCGCGUGCGCGAAGUGCCACCUCGUCUACCUCCAGUCCUGCUGGCCGCGCGCGCUCGGCGCCACGCGGCUCCUCGCCGCGGCGGACGUCCUCCUCUACGUGGGCUGCCUCGCGUCCGACCGGACCAGGUUCAAGGCUCCCGGCGACGGCGAAACGCAGAUCGCCGAACCCCGCGCGUCCCCGUGGGUCGACGCGUUGCGGCGCCUGCCGAACCGGAACGUGAGCCUCGCGUGGACGCGGUGGAACCCGGGCCACCAGGCGGGCGCGAUCGCGCCCCUGCUGGUCGCGGCGCGCGAGGCGUGGCUGGGCGGCUACGAGUGGGUCGUACGGGCGAACCCCGACGUGUUAUUCCUGGACCCCGCCCCGCUCGCGGCGCGCAUGGCCGACGCCCGCUCGAGCCUCGUCGCGUGGGUGUGCAGGCUCCCCAAUUCGUACCCCAAGUGGUCGUCGAUCCCGACGGAGUACUUCUUGAACACGGACGUGCUCGCCGCGCGGGUCGACGCGAUCAACCACAGCGGCUGGCGGGGCGGCCGCUCGUCCAGGCCGGAAUUCGUCCGGGACAUCGCCGAGGCGCGGACCACGCUCGCCCUGGACGCCGCGACCCGGAGCGGCGGUGCGACGCUCUGGGCGGCCGGAUCUCAACCAAACCUCUGCCGAGCCCAAUCCCACGGCGUCUUCCACAGCCACCAGGCGUGCCGACGGAGUGUGCAGCCAUCAGAUCCGUCGGCGACCGCGAGAGCGAUCGAGGCGGCCGCGGCGUGCUACGCGGCGCGCUACGAGGACGCCCGCGCGCUCGCGUGCGGCGCCGGCGGCUGCGACGGGAAGGCCGCCGCGCUCCAUCGCCACUACCGGAGCCGCGGGCAAAGCGAGGGUCGCUUCUUCGGGUGCGGCCAAACACCGGUCGAGGCCCUCGCGAUCCUGCACGAGGAAAUGCGCGACGCGGCCGCGGCGUGCUACGCCGCGCGCUACGCGGACGUCCGCGCUCUUUUGUGCGGGUCCGGCGACUGCGACGGAAAGAGCGACGCACUCCAUCGUCAUUACCUGGACAGCGGGCGGAGAGAGAACCGCUCCUACGGCUGCUCCGAAGCUCCGGUCGAGCAGGAGGCCCGCCGGAAACGCCAACGGGAGGCCGCGACGUGCUACGCUGCACGCAACGCGGAUCUCCGUGCGAAAUUUUGCCCGGGCGGAAUCUGCCAGGUCGUCGCUCUCAGAAGACACUACCUGCGUUUUGGAGUGCGAGAGGGCCGCGGCCACUACGGGUGCACUCCGCUAGAAGGGGGGCUAUAG